AUGAGUUCAUUUAUAGAUGACACCUCCAAACCGCUAGGAUAUGAUAAGGAAGCUCCACAGAGAUGGAACUACACACUUUUCCUAUACAGCCUGAAACUUGUACAGGUCAACGAACCCGAAGAGCAAGUCUCGGUGGUUUUGGAACUCAUGGAGUAUUGGUAUGAUCCAAGGCUGUCAUGGAAUGCUUCAGACUACAGAAAUGUCAAUGCAAUUUUUACGAGACAAGACAAGGUCUGGAGUCCAACAUUGACACCGUUUGGAAUAAACGACUUAAUCGACUUUCGCGACCAAGACUUCCGUUUGGUAUGUCUCGACAAUCUUGGAAUGAUUUAUGACUACCUAUCCGCACGCGUAUCUGUAAUUUGUCGGAUGAAUGUCGCACGAUUUCCAUUUGACACUCAAAUUUGUCAAAUCCGAUUCUCACUUCCUAUAUUCAGUUUCAAGGAAGUCAAAAUUUUUAGUGAAGUUUAUGAAGGGAUUCAAAACGCCUCGGCGUUUGAUAAUAUGGGAAAUUCCGAAUGGAGACUUACGAAUCUAACGAACCGAGUGGAUUUUCUGUCAUUCCAGGAUAGAUUUGAUCUUGAGCUAGCUGUUUUUGAAAUCAAGAUUACGAGAAAUCCGUUGUAUUAUUUUUAUAUGAUUAUCUUCCCGUCGUUCGUAAUCAAUUCCGUUUCAAUAAUGGGCAUUUUUCUGAAAGGAGCUGAUAAAAUGUCAAAGCUAAAUGUGGGCUUGACCAAUAUAAUGACAAUGACAUUUAUUCUUGGCGUCAUGUCCGAUAAAAUUCCACGGACUGGAAGUAUUCCGUUACUGGGUGUCUAUAUAAUCAUCAACUUGCUAAUCAUGCUAGCAGCAAUUUUCGUGGUGAUGAUGAUAACCAAACUGAGAAGAUGGGCUCUACCUAUUCUGAGAAAAAAGAAAACGCCUAUGAGUCGAAAAUUGGAAACAUUCAUUGGAUCACCGUUGGAGUACACGUGUGCUGUGAUUUUGGAGCUUAUAACAUGCGCAAACUUUUUUUUAAUGAUCGGAUUCUGGAUAAACGAUCAGGAAACUGUUUUGACAAAAGGAUAA
This is a messenger RNA of Caenorhabditis briggsae, 1068 nucleotides long. It is a transcript of the gene Cbr-lgc-13, whose product is annotated as Protein CBR-LGC-13. The record is from RefSeq and is a predicted model, not a curated record. Gene Ontology annotation, cellular component: membrane; synapse; neuron projection. Lineage: Eukaryota; Metazoa; Nematoda; Chromadorea; Rhabditida; Rhabditidae. The coding region runs from base 1 to 1068 and encodes 355 amino acids. The transcript is spliced from 6 exons. Gene Ontology annotation, molecular function: neurotransmitter receptor activity; transmembrane signaling receptor activity; extracellular ligand-gated monoatomic ion channel activity. Gene Ontology annotation, biological process: nervous system process; chemical synaptic transmission; signal transduction.